AUGACCAUCCAGCCUGGCCUCCGAGCUUUCGAGUCUCUGAUUGAAAUCUUAUUCUGCUUACCCGGAAAAAUGACGCCUCUUGUUGCCAUGCUUUUGGCCGUGUUGUACGCCACGUUGGCGUUGGGCGAUUCAUGCCCUGUUAUUACACAACAACUUAGCGAUCCACCUUAUGAGAACUACUUCUACUCCGAUUGCAAUACGGAUGCGCAAGUUGUUGUUACGAGUCCUAUGCCGGAUAGUAACCUGUCGAUUAUCGGACCUCGACUCAUUGUUGCAUGGCCUGCGGGGAACAGCGGUAUAUGCACGUUCUUCCAGCCCCAAGACGAGAAGAAUGGAACUCUAGCGAUCGAACUGGUCAAUUCGACUCUCGGAUCGCCACUGGGCGUCAUCAACCGCGAAGAAAAUGGAUCAGAUUAUCCUUACGUUGGAGUCGAGGGUGUUCUGUCGUUCAACUCGUCGGCGAACCUCACGGUUGCUAUUUUGGGUUCGAUCCGGAACAUAAGGGAUUUUACUGAAGGGCCGAGCAUCAUUAAUCCGGCGAUUCAAAAUGCCACAAACGUCACGAGAGUAAAGAAUGGCGGUGUUCUCAUAUCGAGAUUGUGGUUGGACAAUGUGACGACGACGAACCUGUUGCUGGAGCCAUGGAAGAAUAAGGAUAUCAGCGUUUCAAUCUACAACGACACUGUCAGUUUUGGUGCGGGCUUCUACAAGUUCUCGGCAUCGUUCAACUAUCCUCAAUUGAAGCAGCUAUCUCCCCAACAGGUUCUCAACAGCCAGUCGAAAUCACUGGCUAAGAAAGAGCAGUCAGAGGUCAGGUCGCUGUCCUUCUUCUCGUAUACUGACAAGCUGCUCGCAGGUGGAUGGCGAUUCUUGACGUACUUUGGCCGCGACACUAUGAUCGCCGCUCUCUUACUCGAACCCGUGCUCAGUACUGGGAAUAAUUCAGCUUUGGAAGCGGUGAUCGGUGCAGUGUUGGAACGGAUAAAUCGCACAGAUGGAUCGGUCUGCCAUGAAGAGACCAUCGGUGACUACGCGACGCUUCUGAACUUACAGGACGGCAUUGAUUCGACGGCACCGGGCUUUACGUAUCCCAUGAUUGAUACAGACUACUUCCUGCCAGUUCUCAUGGAUCGGUAUUUCAGUACUACCCCAAAGCGAGUCAAACCAUUGCUGAGCACAAAGGCUGGCAACGUUGAUGUCGAGAACCGGAAUCUGACAUGGGGCAACUUGAGCUACAUCAACGCACAGAAGAUUAUGAACAUUACAGCAGCGUUUGAGAAGGAGCAGUCGGUAGAGAACUUGAUCCAGCUGAAGAAGGGUGAGCUAGUUGGGCAAUGGAGGGACUCAACAUAUGGUCUUGCUAAUGGGCGGAUACCCUUCGACGUGAACUGUGCUCUUGUACCAGCGGCACUAUAUGCUAUUUCCAACUUGGCCAAGGUUGAUGGAGUUUAUCCCAAUAAUUCUGUCACCAAAGAUUGGAGUUCCGUUGCGGCAAAGAGGGCAAAGAUCUGGGAGGACAAUACCCUACCGUUGUUCGAGUAUGAUCUCACUGUUGGCACGGCUACUUCGAACUUGAAGGACUACGUUAAGGAGAAUACCUUCUACGAUGGACCAACUCAUGCAGAUUCAGUUGCCAACUACUCAUCUUCUGGGGAAGUCGUUGACUACGCUCUAGCCAUCAACACUACCAAGGAUGAGGAAAAGAUACGCAUCACGCACACUGACACGGCAUUCCGUCUGUUUCUUCUCAACUCAACCAACAACGCCCAGCUCACGACCUUCUUAAACGCAACAGCCAACGCCAUCCUUCGUCCAUUCCCAGCCGGCCUGAGUACUCCUCUCGGCAUCGUGGUUGCAAACCCAGCACUAGCAGGCAAAGAAGUCUUCACCGCCAACUUCACCAACGCGGCGUAUCAUGGUACUGUAGUCUGGAGCUGGCAACUCGCCCUCAUGGCUAAAGGCCUUGAGCGUCAACUUGCACGAUGUUCAUCGCCCCAGUCUAAAGAAGACGAAGAUGCUCCUGCAUUUUGCAGUAAUAGCCGAGUGCGCACAGCUUUGAAGAGUGCUUACAAUCGAUUGUGGGACAUUAUUGAGGAUAACAGCGAGAGAUUGCAGUCAGAGGUCUGGAGCUGGAGCUAUAGUUCGAAGAGUGGUUACAAGUUCGCGCCUUUGGGGACGUUGCCCCCUCCGCCGGGACUCAGCUCUGGGACGGAGAGUAAUGUUAGGCAGUUGUGGAGUUUGACAUUCUUGGCUGUGAAGAAGAACAAGGAAUUUGCUUGA
Fusarium musae is the source of this 2280-nucleotide messenger RNA. RefSeq lists its product as uncharacterized. Lineage: Eukaryota; Fungi; Ascomycota; Sordariomycetes; Hypocreales; Nectriaceae. The transcript has a single exon. The coding region runs from base 1 to 2280 and encodes 759 amino acids. The record is from RefSeq and is a predicted model, not a curated record.